Molecule: messenger RNA, 2396 nt
Organism: Marmota monax (woodchuck)
Lineage: Eukaryota; Metazoa; Chordata; Mammalia; Rodentia; Sciuridae
Gene: Serpinf2
Product: serpin family F member 2
Exons: 10
Coding region: 150-1646 (498 amino acids)
Biological process (GO): negative regulation of fibrinolysis; negative regulation of endopeptidase activity
Molecular function (GO): serine-type endopeptidase inhibitor activity
Source: RefSeq, a predicted model, not a curated record
AAGCUAUCUGAACAGGGGUUGGCUAAGAGCAAAGGUCCUGGUGGAAGGGGAGGGCUAGGCUGGGCUGGUGGAGCCCGCCAGAGCGUGGGGAGCACCCGAGUUGGGCCAGAGGAACAUCGUGUGCAGCAGCAAGGAACCUGUCGAGGAACAUGACACUGCUCCGAGGGCUCCUGGUGCUCAGCUUGUCUUGCCUGCAAGGCCCCUGCUCCGUGUUCUCUCCUGUGAGCGCCAUGGAGCCCUUGGACCAGCAAGUAAUGGGCGAUGAGGUGCAUUCAAUUAUCGGGCAGGCCCAGGAGAAGCUGUCCCCGCUUGCCCUCCUCAAGUUGGGCAACCAGGAGCCUGGUGGCCUAACUGCCCUGAAGAGGUCCCCAGGAGACUGCAAAGGUGCCCCAACUCCAGAGGAGACUCGCAGGCUGGCUCAGGCCAUAAUGUCUUUCACCGCUGACUUGUUCUCCCUGGUGGCUCAAAGUUCCACCAGCCCCAACCUCAUCCUGUCGCCCUUGAGUGUGGCCCUGGCUCUGUCUCACCUGGCACUAGGUGCUCAGAAUCAAACACUGCAGAGCUUACAACAGGUACUGCAUGCAGACUCAGGAUCCUGUCUCCCCCAUCUGCUGAGCCACCUCUGUCAGAACUUGGGCCCUGGGACCUUUCGAUUGGCUGCCAGAAUGUACCUGCAGAAAGGAUUUCCCAUCAAAGAGCAUUUCCUGGAGCAAUCAGAACAGCUCUUCCGUGCAAAGCCCAUGAACCUGGUGGGAAGGCAGGAGGAUGACCUGGCGAACAUCAACCAAUGGGUGAAGGAGGCCACAGAGGGAAAGAUUGAGAAUUUCCUCUCAGAGCUCCCAGAUAAUACCGUAUUGCUUCUCCUCAAUGCCAUCCACUUUCAGGGUUUUUGGAGGACCAAGUUUGACCCAAGCCUCACCCAGAGAGACUCCUUCCACUUGGACGAACAGUUUACAGUGCCAGUGGACAUGAUGCAAGCCCAUUCCUACCCCCUGCGCUGGUUCUUGCUGGAGCAGCCUGAGAUACAGGUGGCUCAUUUCCCUUUUAAGAACAACAUGAGCUUUGUGGUGAUGGUGCCUACCCACUUUGAGUGGAAUGUGUCCCAGAUACUGGCCAACCUGAGCUGGGACACUCUGCACCAGCCCUUGCUGCGGGAGAGGCCCACCAAGGUGCGGCUGCCUAAACUGCAUCUGAAACACCACCUGGACUUGGUGACCACACUCAGCCAGCUGGGCCUGCAGGAGCUGUUCCAGUCCCCAGACCUGCGUGGGAUCUCAGAUGAGAGGCUAGUGGUAUCCAGUGUGCAGCAUCAGUCCACGCUGGAGCUCAGUGAGGCUGGUGUGGAGGCAGCUGCAGCCACCAGCACGGCCAUGUCCCGCAUGUCCCUCUCCUCCUUCAGCGUGAACCGCCCCUUCCUCUUCUUCAUCCUCGAGGACACCACAGGCCUGCCCCUCUUUGUGGGCAGUGUGAGGAACCCCAACCCUGGUGCACAGCCUGAGCUCCAGGAGCAGCAGGAUUCCCCUGACAACAGGGACUCCUUCCAGGACCAGAAAGCCUUCCUCCACAGAGAUAAGCCCUUUGGCCCUGACUUGAAACUCAUGCCACCCUCUGAGGAGGAUUACUCUGAGUUUAACAGCCCCAAGUGAGGGCCCUGGUCACCAGCAUUCUGAGUCCCCACCCAGACCAGCUCUCAACUUGUGUGACUCUUUCCAACCAGCUUUGUGGGAUGGGGGGGGGGCGGACUGGGUGGGCCUUCUGGGAAAGGGGAGGAGCCAUUCUCUCCCAGCUCUUCCUGGGGAGUCUGGGGAAUGGGCUGGGGCUGGAAGCCGGCAGGCAUUAGGGACUGUUGGGGUUGGAUCCCUCUUCAUUUCUUCCAAAGAGGCUCAGAGGAUGUCCAUUUGGGAGCUGGGGUGGUAGGACAGUGGUGGAUCCAGUUUUGUCAGGAAGCAAACUAGGUUAGUCCCUAAAUCAGCCGGGACACUGGAGGGAGGGCUGUCUUUGGCCUUAUCCCUGAACUCCCUGGCUGGGGAGAAAGAGAGGCCCUGGUGGUGGCUCAGAAGGCGGAGCAUUGCCUUGGGUCCCGCCUCUGCCUCUCAUGGGACCUUGUAUCCUUCUCCAUAGGUCAAGGUUGACAUUACCUCUGAUGUAACCUGCUAAAGGCCUACCAGCCUCCAGCCCAUCCCAGAUGUCCUGCCCGCCCCCGGUCUCCUGUCCAUACACCCUCAUCCUUAGAGAUGCCAACACUGCCAGGAUUCCCCUUCCUUCCUCUCUCCUGUCUUCUUCCUCUGCCGGGAGCUCAGGGGCUGAGGCAGGGAAGGGUCUCAUUAGCUCUCUCAGGCUCUUUUGUAAAGUUUUUGUAGUGAUUUUUAUGCCACCUGAAUAAAGAAUGAAUGGGC